UAGGAGAUCGAAAUUUCGACCGACGGAAAAAUACUUAUUUGUGCAAAUUUUCAAGUAAUAAAAAAUUGUCUUGACGAAAAAUUUCUGCGUUAUCAAAAUCCCCACUAAACCUUUAAAAAAUAAAGUUCAUCAUCCUCUAAACCUAUACUUUGCGAAGCUUUCCGUCAGAAAAGAAGGUCUAAAGUCUGUUUCAAUAAAAAGCUCAAAUUGAAAGGUUUUUCUAAAAAGCAUUUACGAGAAAAAUUUUCUCAUACUGCUCCAAAAAUGUCUCGAGGGCGCAAAACGAGCACCGCAAAAACUUCGAGGAACAAACCCGUCAAAAUAAAAGCCUCAAAAAGGUCGAAGCAGAGUACUCGCAAAAGAGAUCCAGAAUCAGCACAAAAUGUCAGCAAGAUGCAAAGUUCAAAAAAUAAACCCAAACCAAAAGUUGCUCAGAGGAAACCUACUCAAAAUCUGAAACAGCUGUCUCCUAAGAGAGCGUCGAAAAUGACCCAUGGUCAGGAAUCUAUGACAACCCCAAAAGCCCUGGUAAAGCCAAAGCAACUGUCACAAGGACCCUCGAAAGCAUUUCAAAAACUAUUCGGAAACAAUAUCGCGCUGCUAACCUCCAAGGCCACACACAGGUUGUAUCCAUUUUCACAGAAGAUGAACCUAAUGACAGCCCAAAGGAUGCUUGCAGGUGUAAAUACCUCUCUAACCUCGAGAGCCUUAAGGUCAAAAUCGACGGGAGAGCCGAGGGUAAUACCACCGCUUUCGAACCUCCCUCAAGCUGUCGCCUCCCAGCAGGUAUUCUACCACGCAGUGCUGAGGAGCGUUGCAGGUUGUAGCGAAUCAGGGGCUACUCGUGAAGAAGUAUCCCGCACCGUGAGCUCCAUGUUAGGUGUGUGUCCGGUUGUGAUGGAACCCAUCGUCGGAGCAGCGUUGAGCCACGCCGCGGUAGGUAAAUUGAUCGAGAGCAACCAUGGUAGAUUCGUGCCUAAAUACCCGGAGCAAUUGCGGGCACUCCCUAUUGCUGAAAAUAGUAUACCCGCGCCGGGAGAGGUAUGCACUCUGGACGACAUCAUGGAUCGAACGGAUGACUGGUUGCAUAUCUUCAAAGAGUGUGCGUUGCUCACGAGGAACGAGGUGACUUGUUUUUGAAAAUUUUGAUUGGUGAUGUAGUGAUUUAAUUUGAGAUUCGUCAAAGUAUCUUCAGAUUAUGGCGUAUGCGCAAGAGGAACUUCCAAAAUAUUUCAAAGCAGGCGAUGACUGACCAACACAAGAUACUAUGGCAGCUUUAAUGGAGAAGGAGCUUAAUAUUUUUUUCAUCUUGUUUCAUGAAGAUUUAUUAUUAAAUAUUUUUCUUUUCUACUCUCCCUCUCCCUUCCUCUAUCCACUCUUCUCCACGGAUUCGGCCUGUAACCACAUGAAUAUCGUGAAUAAUGGAAUGAUACAACAAUUCAAGCUUCCGUGUGUUGCGUGGUAUCAUUCUCAAUUGAAGGCGUUUUUUUCUUUCCUUGAGUCGGGCUUUCCUUCUGAUCUCACUCCCCAUUUCUUCUCUCCCCUUCUCUGCCUCUCCUCCUUCCCCUUCCUUCCUUUCUUUUUUCCUUUCCCUCCCCCCUUCUUUCCUUUCUCUCUCUACCCCUGUACAUUCUAGCGCAAAUUAAAAUAAGGGACCAGAUGAUUUUUGUGUGUGUUCUCACGCAAGAGUAAUUAAAAUUCAUUUAAAAGUAUGGUAGGCUAUAGGCACGUAAAUAUAAUUGGAUCGCAUUCGUCACUUAAAAUAUUACUGAAGAAAAACGUCUCUU
Bemisia tabaci is the source of this 1787-nucleotide messenger RNA. The record is from RefSeq and is a predicted model, not a curated record. NCBI's taxonomy places the organism in Eukaryota, Metazoa, Arthropoda, Insecta, Hemiptera, Aleyrodidae.